Messenger RNA from Betta splendens (Siamese fighting fish), 4047 nucleotides. It is a transcript of the gene znf276, whose product is annotated as zinc finger protein 276. Gene Ontology annotation, biological process: regulation of transcription by RNA polymerase II. Bases 1129 to 2976 code for a protein of 615 amino acids. Gene Ontology annotation, molecular function: zinc ion binding; chromatin insulator sequence binding. Gene Ontology annotation, cellular component: kinetochore; nucleus; chromosome. Lineage: Eukaryota; Metazoa; Chordata; Actinopteri; Anabantiformes; Osphronemidae. The record is from RefSeq and is a predicted model, not a curated record. The transcript is spliced from 12 exons.
CAUCAGUCAUCGUCAUGUUCGCAUGGCAGCUAGCAAAGCUAGCAGGCUCAGGUUAAGCUAGGUGGAAGGAAGAAUAUCGUGAUGUUAAAACUGAAACAUAUUAGAAGGGAUUGAAUUUGUAUUUAUUUAACCGGAAGUACUAAACACAGUCUUUGCAGCGUUACAUGAAAGUGUCAGAUAAUAGAUUAUGUGUAUUGAAGCUGGGAUCAAACGGAUUUAGACAAAGUAAGUGAUGCUGAAUAUGUGCAGCCUCAUCCUCAGAGGUGGAGUCCCUGUCCCUGAAAAUGGACAAAAAGUCAGUACUUUCAGCUGUAAUUGUGGUUCAAUUAAACUACGGCAUCGAUCAUUCAGGAAUUAUUGCCACAGUAGUGGUGAACCAGAUCGCAUCGCCAGGUGUCCUGCGUUUCCUCGUGACUAAUGGAACAGCUCUAAGGACUUGACUCUGAGCAGCACAUUAGCAUUUGGUACCUGAGCUCCAACAAGGUGAUGAUGCAAGUGAUGGAGACAAACCAAACCCACCAGAGAGAGAAAGCUGACACGCUGGGAUCAAUACAAAUGGAUCUGAGACCGACUGAAGGACGACCACAGACACUGAGGAGGAUGAGUGUAGUCCACAGUCCACAUCUGGCCUCCUUGAUGUAAACACAGACGCUUCACAACAACGCAUUGAUAAGGCUCCAGAACAGAAAGGCAGAUUAGACUCAGUUAGAAAACACCCAGCGAAGCCACAGCAGUUUUGAUAAGAGACUAGAACAAUAUGUGACGAUGCAGGCAUCUGUGUGUCAGGGUGAACUGUGAAGUGUCUGUCACCUGCAAAGAAGCAUGAUCAAGGUUACUGCCUCUCUGUAUGCUCAUUUGUUGUUUAUUCCACUACUGGUUACUGACUAGUUCACUGGUUACUUUUGGUAGAUGCUGAUUCUUAAUACAUCAUGUAAUCUACUAUACAUUGUAAUGAUAUAGUUUAUUUUUAAUGUUUACUGGUAACUUUACCAAACAGAUCUAGAGUAAAUACACAUUUAUCAAAUGGAGCAUGUAACGGAUUAACCUGAAAAACCGAUGAUGGAGUUUAACAAACAAGAGGCCUGUACCACCUGAUCAGCCACUGACUUUCCACGUAUAGAAUAAACCAUGAAGAAGAAAAGCAGACGUGCAAAGUCCUCAGAGGCCUCACAACAGCCCAGAAAGCAGACGACACCAAGCUUCGGGGAGGAGAUGAAGACGUCUCGGAAGACCGUCCAUGUAACCACGGACGACUUUUACCACGAUAAGGCUGCAGCAGACAAGACCGUUGACUUGGACUUCAGUGUGACGGUUGCUGACAAUCAGAAACAAUCAAAAUCAUCAGGCAGACUUUCUACUGCAGUCUGCCGGCUUUGCCAUGGGAAGUUCUCUCCACGCAGCCUGCGCCAUGCUUUCAACAAGUGGUCUCAGGAUUCCAUCAGCAUUGUUCGUGACGAUCCAGAUGUCGCAGCCCAGUCACCACUUUUAUUUCACACAGAUUUCCAACGUCUUGUUGGGGUCCAGUUGAACCGGGACCCCCGGUUAUCAGAGUUCAUCUGCAAGAAAUGCCACGCUAAGUUCUACAAGUGCCACAGCAUCCUCAUCAGGUUUCUGCAGCGGGUCAACCUUCCUCCAGUUGGGAAGGAGAACCUUAAAAUACGAAGUAAUGCAAAAAGUCCAGAGUCAUCCAGAACCCACAGUUCAACAUUAUCCUGUUUCCUUUCAGCACCUCCAACCUUUACCUCAGAUCCUAAGUGCCUCCACAACCUGGUUUCCUGGGCUCACCACCACGGAGAGGCCUGUCGCUUCUGCCCCGAUCUGAAGGAGGUUCUGGAGGGCCAGUGCUGGGGCUCCGUUAAAGCUGUGUGGGGUUGUGUUGAUGGUCACAAGUACAUCAUGGACACUCAAUGCCCUGCUGCUAUCAACGCAGUGAACUUUAGCAGUGGAUCACUGGGAAGUGGCAACGGUGUCAAAGGACUGGUGUCAGAACCGGAGGAACAGGAAGCGGAGGAAGAGGAAGAGCAGCCUAGCGCGACUGAAAGGACACCAGCUCUGGCUCGCCACAGUCCAUCAGCACAGACUCCGAGUUCAGCUCUGACUGACUGGACCAGCAACGCUGAAGAUUGUACAGCACACGGGGAGCCAGUGUCUCCAGCUCCAGCACAGCUUGAAGACAGGACAGCGGACAGUGAUUUGUCUGACAGGGUCGUGUCAGAGAUUGAGUUUGAGGACAGUCAAAGAGGAGAGUCAUCAGAUGAUGAGCUCUUUGAACCGUACUCAGACAAGAGAACUGGAAGAGUGAGUGUUUCCAGCAAGAGAAGGCAAAGCCCGAAGGCUCCAGACGAACCUAAAAUCAAAAAGAAACCUGGACCCAAACCUGGCUGGAAGAACAAGUUUAAACCUAAAGGAGAGGAGCUGCCCAACAUCUACAAAUGUCCAUAUCAGGGUUGUACAGCUGUCUACAGAGCUCCUGAUGGGCUAAAGAAGCACAUCAAAGAGCACCAUGAGGAGGUGAGAGAGCGACCCUGCCCUCAUCCUGGCUGCAACAAGGUUUUCAUGAUAGACCGCUACCUGCAGCGACACGUCAAGCUCAUCCACACAGAGGAGAGGAACUACAUUUGUGACCAGUGUGGUCAGACCUUCAAGCAGCGGAAGCACCUGUCAGUUCACCAGAUGAGGCAUUCAGGAGCCAAGCCACUACAGUGUGAGGUUUGUGGCUUCCAGUGCCGACAGAGGGCCUCACUAAAGUACCACAUGACCAAACACAAGGCCGAGGCCGACCUGGAGUUCGCGUGUGUGAUAUGUGGGAAGCGCUUCGAGAAGGCCCACAACCUGAACGUCCACAUGUCCAUGGUACACCCACUGACUCAGGUAGAGGCCCACAGAGGCAGCGGCCAGCAGCAGCAGCAGCCGUACCCCGACCUGCACACCAUCACCCUGACUGGAGAGGUGGUUCAGCAGGACCAGGACAGAUGACUGCACAGGGUUCAGGCCCAAAGGUUAACUUGAUAGCCUGAACUUGACGGGAUCAGACCUGCUGUGGCUCACAGGAAGACUUUCGUCAUUUUACUAGAUUUGUUUUGGACUCUUCUUUUUUUUUUUUGGUCCAGCCAAGAAGAAACAUUUGAGUUCUACUCAAAGGCUUGACUGACAAACAUACCCUGAGUUAACACAGGCUUAGAAAAUGAUAUUCAGGUUUGGAAUUGUAUUCAAAAGUGUCUCUAAAACCUCACUUUGUUUGCUUUAGUGACACCUGGUUGCCAUGGUAAGAAUAUAAUAGUAUAUGGUUUACAGAGCAGCCAAACACUUAUUUUAAUCAGAUUGUCCAUAUAAUUUCAACCAUGACUUCUUUUCAUGCUGUGAGUAGUUGCCUGCACAUCAGGGUUCAAAAUCAAAAAAGUUUGACUCUGAGUAGUUUCCCUGUGCAUGUCCAUCUGCUCAACACAAACAUAAGUUGUUGUAAUUAAUGGGGUGUUAGUUAUGAGUAUGUUUCCUGUGACUUCUUCAUAAUAAAAGACACCAUGAGUUGCAUGCUUUUAUUGUGACGCAUCGGGAGCAGGAAAUACCACUCAGAUGUUUGCAGUAAACUCAGUUCCUCAUUACUAUAUCUUAACAGUCGUACAUUCAUUCAUUUGUAGUCUGUUUGUCUUUCUCUUCAGGAUGUCAGCCACUAAUAACAAAAAAAAAACUGGAUAGUUACAGUACAAAUGUACUGAUUGGCUGUUAACCAGUCAUAACCACAAGGAAAACCUUUAGCUGCCUGUUACAGGUCUGAUUGUUAGAAAUAAUGCAGAAGCCAAUGCAGCAACGAUGAUGGUUUAAUGUAUAUAAUGCAAUACUCCUACACCCCUCUAGUACUGUUACCAGAAUACAUGUACAGGACAGGUAUUUCAUGUUUUCAAGGACUAGGUUCAGUUGGAUCAGGCCACUGUUACUACUGUGUACUGUAAACAGAGAAAGGGCUUCAGCUGCACUGGUGUAAAAUAACGUCCUGUGUGUAUUAUGUACAAAAAGAUGUGUAAAUAAAAAUGUAUUUGUUUUAACCAA